Messenger RNA from Rangifer tarandus platyrhynchus (Svalbard reindeer), 315 nucleotides. The record is from the annotation of a GenBank genome assembly. NCBI's taxonomy places the organism in Eukaryota, Metazoa, Chordata, Mammalia, Artiodactyla, Cervidae.
AUGUCUGUGGUCCUCACGCAGGGGUUUAUACUUGAAGUUUUUCUGACAUCCCUGAACGGGAGAGGACUAGAAUUUCCAAUUCACUUGAACUUCAGCAAGAGCCUGGAACUCACUCAGGCUAGACUUUCUUUCCCACAUGGGAGAGGUAUUGGCGAGGCUGGAGACAAAGGAGUCGACCCACCUUUCCCCUUCCCCUGCUACACACGAGGCAUCAAUGGCGCCCUUCCAGGGCAGCGGCCCCUGUCCCUGCAGGACAAGGUGCUCUACCCCGAGAGUGGGGCUCUUCUCCGCACACUGGACUGUCAGCCCAACUGA